GAUUCAUGAUGAAAGACGGCUCGAUUCCCCCGUGGAGAGCGCUGCUGUCAUGGUUAGAGGCCCUGCGACCAUUAGAGAGGCAGAUGUCUGUGACUGAAAUCUUUUAUUUUUGUCUUUUUUGUCGUUUUUUUAAAGCAUGUACAGGAAAGUAUCUGAAAGUAAGAGUGUUUUUGAAGGCUAUGGAAAAAGAGAGAAAAUCCUCCAAGCAGCUCGCCUCUUUGGAAAAGCCGCAUGUGGACGGAGAGGCGGACAAGUCAAGAUCAGUCACAGCAGUUCACCUCUGGAUGUUGCUGAUGGUAUUGAGAAACAGCAGACCUUUUUUACAGCCAACACUUCACUUGUCACUGCAGCGACAUCGCAGCUGUUACUAAUGUUGUUAGAGAUGGCUCACUUCCUCUAAGCACAUCGUAGAGGAUGUUAUUUCGAUGGCUGACUCCUCAGUCACAAUCGAGGACAUUGAAGGAGAGCUGUGCAAAAUUGAGCGACUGAGAGACAUCCUCGUGCGGAGAGAAUCAGAGCUGAGAUAUAUGAUGGAUGACAUCCAGCUCUGCAAAGAAAUCACAAGACUGAAGACGGAGCUGCAGAAACUUGUCUCAAUUCCAGACAAGGACAAGUCCAAAGAGGACAGGGACAGAGAAGAGGAGCUGCUGCAGCAGAUCAACAAGCUGGUGGAAACCAGAGACUUCCUCGUGGAUGACGUGGAGUUUGAAAGGUUGAGGGAGAGAGAGGAGGACAGAGACAUGGCAGCCUUCUUACAGUCCAAAUUUCCCAAGACACUGGCUGCAAAAGGUGCCUUGCGAGAUCAAAAGGUGGCGUGCAAAUCCCAGCAAACGUCGGCACCGUUUAUCACUAAAACUGGACUUACUCUACUGAAAGACUGCUGUGGCUUCACAUGCUCCAUCAUGUAACGGUGUGAAAACAGAGGACUCCACCUGCCUGUGUGUGUGUAACAUGAUCGGGAAGCUGAGUGGCCUAUAGAUAUACUAAUGGUUUCUGUCCAAUUAGUGUAAUUAGAUAUCAUUACCAUACCGCCUGCUGUCAUGCUGUAGCAGAACAGUAUUACAGUGACAUUACUAGGACUGCAGACAGACUCUAUUGAUUGAUCAGUUUUUUCUUUAAAUAAUCAUUUGGUCUCUAAAAUGGUCCAGUUAAUGGUAGCUUACAGUGGAGGAGAGUUACAGGAUACUGCGGUAAUGUAUGAUGAAUAAUUUGUUCUUUUGGUUGGUCGUUAGAUAUAAAUAUUCUACAUUUGAUUGCUUAGCAGUGCAUAACUUAAACCAAAGUAUUUGUCUGAACCACAAGUAGUUAGUCAUCAGCUAAAAAGCCUAACAGCCAGUGUUUUAUCAAAGAAAAGAUUUAAAGUGUGUGGGGUCAAAAAAAUAAAUGUAUCUAUAAUCUACUAUCAUUUUGUUUAACUAUGACUGUAGCAUUUUACUUCUUUCAGUGCUGCUAUAAUAAAGACUUUUAAUGCUCUUCUUUUUCAGGGUGC
Messenger RNA from Scatophagus argus, 1489 nucleotides. RefSeq lists its product as uncharacterized. NCBI's taxonomy places the organism in Eukaryota, Metazoa, Chordata, Actinopteri, Scatophagidae. The record is from RefSeq and is a predicted model, not a curated record. Bases 426 to 908 code for a protein of 160 amino acids. The transcript is spliced from 8 exons.